Molecule: messenger RNA, 501 nt
Organism: Purpureocillium lilacinum
Lineage: Eukaryota; Fungi; Ascomycota; Sordariomycetes; Hypocreales; Ophiocordycipitaceae
Source: RefSeq, a predicted model, not a curated record
AUGGCCGAAACCUCCUCGUCGUCUUCCACAUUCGCUCCUGACAUACUGUACAUAAUUUUGUCUACCUACGUAGUAAUUGCAAGGGCGUACAAAGUACAGUAUAGCAGUGAAGCUAGUGAAGCAGCAUAUCUCUUUGCGUCCCUUCACUCCAAAUGUGAAGGGCCGACGACUCGCGCUUCGCGAACGCACGAACCAACUUAUGGCAUAAUCCGGGGGAUCUGCGAAUACGGACAUUCUAGUUGCACUAUCUGGCCCCGGCCAUCAUGUCGUUUGGCAAGACUCGCGGCAUCGGCAAGUCCUGCACUUUGCGCACGUGCUAUGUAUGACGCGGCCGCACUUUACUUUGCAUGCGUACAUUGCUCAAGCACAUUCGCGACCUGUGUGGCCGUGUCGGCACGUGGCCACAGACAUAUCAACCCCGGUUUCGUUGCUCCGGUGCAAUCUUGCUGCCGAAACAUCUGCCGCGUUUCUGGAAGGUGUGGAUGCGUUCGUCGGAGAUGA